This is a messenger RNA of Tarenaya hassleriana, 1201 nucleotides long. Its product is annotated as probable RNA-binding protein ARP1. The record is from RefSeq and is a predicted model, not a curated record. The transcript has 6 exons. The coding region runs from base 236 to 955 and encodes 239 amino acids. Lineage: Eukaryota; Viridiplantae; Streptophyta; Magnoliopsida; Brassicales; Cleomaceae. Gene Ontology annotation, molecular function: RNA binding.
UUACAUAUUGCUCUGUGUCUAUAGGCGUGUAUGUUUGUGUGUGUGAUCACGUUGAUCAGCAAAGCCUUACCUGUCCGCCAAUCUGUCUCUCUGUUCUCUUCCUCCAUUUCUUUAUUCCCUCUCCCCCUUAUUAAUCCCAAACUCACACCUUAUUUUCUCUCUCGCACUAACUACCUCUCUCUCUCUCUCUGUGAUAUCUCCCGGGAGAUUUUUCCGACGUGGGUGGCCGGAGAAGAUGACGACAAUGACGGCGAGCAACAAUGUGAAUGGUCAGUUCGGGGACACGACGUUGACCAAGGUGUUCGUAGGCGGCUUGGCUUGGGAGACUCCGAAAGAGGCAAUGAGAGAGCAUUUUGAUAAGUACGGAGAGAUCUUGGAAGCUGUCAUCAUCUCCGACAAGAUCACCGGCCGAUCCAAAGGCUACGGCUUUGUUACUUUCAAAGAAGCCGAUGCUGCGAAGAGGGCAUGUGAGGAUCCGACUCCGAUCAUCAAUGGCCGCAGGGCUAAUUGCAAUCUCGCUUCCCUCGGCGCCCGUCCUCGCAGAUCGCUAGCCACUCAACAAGAUGUGGGUAAUGUGAAAGGAUCCAAAGGUGGGAAUAGGGCCACGUCAGCACGUGUGGUGGGGAGCCACGUUCAGAUGUAUUACCCUGCGGGAUUCAAUCAGCCACAUCACCAGCCGCAACAUCCGCCCGUCACUUUCUACGGGUAUCCUCCUACAUACAUUGCUCCGGACAUGGGUUUUAACAACAAAAUGGUGGGAGGAGCGUAUAUGAACGGACACUACGUGCAGCAGCAACAUUACGGGCAAGUGAUGGUAAGGGCAAACGCGAUGGUGCCAGUCUUCUACCAACCAUACCAUCACCACUCCCACGUCGUCGGUCUUCCUCCUCCUCCUCCCGCUCCCAUCCUCUCCAAGCCCCUCUCCUUCUCUCCUCUCCUAUCUCAGUUUGCUUGAAUGUGUGGAAUAGGAACAGUUGGAGGAAGAGAGCAUCGUCGACAAUGCCAUGAGAUGAUAGCCGCUCGGACCAACAAAAUAAUGUCUAUUAAAAAAACCUCUGCAUGUUCCAUUCCAUUGGCUCUUCUUUCCAGAUAAAUUUAUUAUUUAAUUUAAUUCCUCAUGUUUUUCAAUCAUCAUUAUCAUUAUUAUUAUAGUCAGUUGUAUUUUCUCCAAGUCUAAUAUGACUAGCCAAAGUCAUUAUUC